Molecule: messenger RNA, 1746 nt
Organism: Enhydra lutris kenyoni (northern sea otter)
Lineage: Eukaryota; Metazoa; Chordata; Mammalia; Carnivora; Mustelidae
Product: NADPH oxidase activator 1
Exons: 14
Coding region: 68-1657 (529 amino acids)
Biological process (GO): superoxide anion generation
Molecular function (GO): superoxide-generating NADPH oxidase activator activity; protein binding
Source: RefSeq, a predicted model, not a curated record
GCCGUCGGCCUCGCCCGCCGCGCUCCGGCCCGGAAGCAGACACGGUCCGGCCGGUGUCCGCGCCGCCAUGCCCUCUCGGGGAGACCUGGUGCGCGACUGGCACCGGGGCGUGCAGGCUGUGGCGCGCGGGGACUGGGGCUGCGCCCUCCGCCUCUUCUCGGGUGACCCGGAGCCGCCCGCCAGGAUGUGCUUCAACGUGGGCUGCGUGCACCUGCUGGCCGGGGACCCGGAGGCCGCGCUGCGGGCACUUGACCAAGCAGUGACCAAGGACGCCUGCCUGGCUGUUGGCUUUUUCCAGCGGGGAGUGGCCAACUUCCAGCUGGAGAGGUUCCAGGAGGCCCUGACUGACUUCCAGCUGGCCCUGGCUCAGCUCAGGGGUAACACCACCAUCGACUACACGCAGCUGGGCCUGCGGUUCAAGCUGAAGGCCUGGGAGGUGCUCUUCAACGUGGGGGCCGCACAGUGCCGGCUGGGACUCUGGGCUGAGGCCACCCGCAGCCUAGAGGAAGCCCUCUCGAAGGGGCCGGAGGGGGCCGGCGAUGACCUGCACGCCGCCCUGGGCCAGCUGCAGAAGCAGGUCCCCCUGCAGCCUCGGCAGGUCCCCAGGGGUGAGGUCUUUCGGCCCCACAGGCGGCACCUGGAGCAUCUGGAACCAGUGGAUUUCCUGGGCAAAGCCAAGGUGGUCUCCUCUGCCAUCCCCGACGACCAACAUGAGGACAGCCAGCCUCGGCAGCCCCAGGUUCGGGGUGUGGAUGGCGAAGGCAGACCUGGAGCCGCCCCACGGGCCAGAGGCUCAGGCCCGUGCAGAACGGCCAGACCCUGCGGUCCCAGGAUGCCUCCUGAGGCAGAGACAGAGGUCGGCUCUGGACUGGGGGCACAGGCCUGUAGGGACCUGGUUCCUGCCCUAAACGCACCCGCAUCCAGCUUGUACCUACGGCUUCCUGCUGACCAGCUGACUCCCCGGCCACACACCUCACCGUUGGGUCUGCUGCUGCAAGCCCCAGGCCGGGCAAAGCCGCCCGGACCUCGGGGCCCCGCACCCCUGGCCCCCACUCCCAGCCUGUGGCUUUUCCUGCAGAGGCCCCGUGUGGAGCAGGUCGGCAGACAGGUUCCUCCACGGCUGCCGGUGGCCGGGGGACCGGAACCCCGCCCUUCAGAGGAUCCCUUGGGUGCUGGGGGAGCGGCCAUGGAGGAACCUGCGUCCUUGGUGACCAUCACUGUGCAGUGUGCCUUCACCCUGGCCCUGAGGGUCCCGAGAGGAGUGGACCUGGCCAGCCUGCGGGGCCUGCUGAGCCAAGCCCUCGGUCACCAGGCCCAGCGUGCGCAGCUCAGUUACCAAGACCCCAGCAACAAGGGGCGCUGGGUCCCCCUCCCUGGGGAGGAGGCGCUGCAGAGGGCCUGGAGGGACUCGGUGGCCGGCGCUGGGGCCCUGCAGCUUCAGUGCCGGCCACAGGGAGCAGGCGGCCGAGCUGCCCUCUACCAGGUGGUGGCCCAGCACAGCUACUUUCCCCGGGGGCCCGAGGACCUGGCCCUGCAGCGGGGGGACGUCGUGGACGUGCUGUGUGAAGUGGACCAGGCCUGGCUGGAGGGUCACUGUGACGGCCGCGUCGGCAUCUUCCCCAAGUGCUUCGUGGUCCCAGCUGGACAGGACGUGUGAGGAGCCCGACAUCCCGUGCAGAGCCCCAGUGAAGAAAUCAGCCGUCCCGGGGCCAGGAGGGUUUUAAUAAAGCGGUUUCCCCCGCCCCA